AGGAAGGUUCUGUUGUAUGUAAUGCCUUGCGAUUGCCUGAGGGUGUUUCCUGUGUAAUCCAAACCCGCUCCCGGCAAAGUAUCACCUUGGGUCAUCAUCCCAACCUGACAGGUAACGAUGGCGAACGUGGGGAACCUGGAGGACAGAGGCCGCAACGAUCAGCUGCUGAUGUGUGGAGUCCAGAGCUUCUCCGAGAGGAAGGAUAUCAUUAGCAGCUUAGUGUCUGCGCUGGAUUCCAUGUGUAAAGCGCUCUCGAAGCUGAACGCUGAGGUGGCUUGUAUCGCGGUGCACGAGGAGAGCACCUUUGUGCUGGGGACGGAGAAGGGAAGAGUUUUCCUCAAUGCCAGGCGGGAGCUGCAGAAGGAGUUCGUCAAAUACUGCACAGCUAACUGGAAUGCUCAGCUCCGCGAGAUGGAGAUGCUGAAGAUGGUGACGGACAACGGGAGGAAUGUUCAGAGGGACUCGCCCGACCCCAUGGCCGACAUCUACGUCCUUCGCAAGAUGGUGGAGGAAGUGUUUGCUGUUCUCUACAGUGAGGCUCUCGGAAAAGCGUCGAUUGUCCCCGUGCCUUACGAGAAGAUCCUGCGGGACUCGGCCCCCAUCCUGGUACACGGACUGCCCGAGGGCGUCUCCUUCAAGCGACCGACCGAGUACGAGGCUCACACACUGAAAAGGAUCUUAGAGCGAAGCAACCGCAUCCGAUUCACCGUCAAAAGGCCAUUUGAGGACAGUGUCCGGGAGACUCGCUUCUGUGCUGAGCCGAGCUGGGAAACAUCGGCCGGGAAAAGCUCCAGCGAUCCCAGCCCCGAGAAUCCGGCCACGAAACAGUCCAACUGUGACUCCAGCACUGCCCGCACUCCACCACAGUUCCUCUAUGACUUCCCGGGAUCCAGGAUUCCACUGGAUUUAAACCAGGACUUUCUGGCACUGAGAUCCUCAGGAAGCUCCGCAGCCUCGGAACCCAGAUCCUCCACGGCGACCGACGGCACCAAACUCACUCCCGCCCGGGACUGCGCAGACGACACCGGUAAAAAAACAUCAGGGUUUAAUGGUGAACUCAACAACAUCUCUCAACACUCACACGUUUCAAAGUGGCUUCUUUUUUCUAUAGUACACGAUAAAGCAGAAAAAUGGAACUUGUAUAUAAAGGAAACUGAGGACAUCAACAUCCUGAGAGAAUGUGUGCAGAUCCUGUUCAACAGCAGAUACGCCGAGGCCUUGGGAUUGGAUCACAUGGUCCCCGUUCCGUACCGGAAAAUCGCCUGCGACCCGGAGGCUGUGGAUAUAAUCGGGAUCCCAGAAGGAAUUCCCUUCAAACGACCCUGUACCUACGGCGUUCCCAAACUGAAGCGCAUCCUGGAAGCCAGGCAUAAAAUCCGCUUUGUUAUUAAGAGGAUGUUUGAUGAGAGAGUUCUCACAGAGGGACCAUGUUAUGAUCGGGGGUUUGAACCCCAGCACAGCGUUGGCGCCAAAUAUAUCCGGGAUGUCUCCAAGCAAGAUUCCCGUUCCACUUCCGACGAGGAGACUCACCGAACAGCGCUAGAUCUGGGCUUCGGUAACCACGGCUGCUGGUCUGUGAAGGUGAAAGAAAGUGAACCAGGUCCAUCACUCGAUCUCUUGUCGAUGAAACGAGUGAAAACAGAACCAGAGGAUGCGGAAAUCAUCCAGAUCACUGUCCAAGAUCCAAGCGCAGGCUCAGAGGAUCUCAGUGAGAGUCUGUCUGAUAAAUCAACAUCCGAGGAACCUGACCUGCUACUAGACACCCACUCAGAUCUCGCACAGGAUGACGUCUCCAGCCACGAAGAUCUGCAAAUGACAGUGGAAGAAGACUGGAACGAAAAGAUUGUGCAACUGAGGAAACAGGUGGAGAAUCUCUUCAGCAGGAAGUACGGUGAAGCCAUGGGAUUCCCAGAUCCAGUCAAGGUCCCGUACCUGAAAUUCCAGUCCCAUCCCGAGGAUCUCUGUGUGGAUGGCUUGCCAGAUGGCAUCCCAUUCAGGAGACCCAGUUGCCUCGGAACUUCCAAACUGCAAAAAAUUUUAGCAGAAAGCGACAACAUUCAGUUUGUCAUCAAAAGGCCGGAACUUCUGCUCGAGGAAGACACAGAAUCCAGUAAAGAGAGGACGAGCGCAGCAGCAGUGACUGUACCAAAGAAGGAACGUGAGUGUGUGAGAGAGGAAACGACACAAGGGAAUAGGCAGAGCUGCUCAGACAAAGCUGACAAAGCUGAAGUGAAACCGCUGUGUAAUUCCGAUGGAAUUAAAUCCAACAAUUCCCUGAACAGCAUUGAGGUCACCAUCCCAGAAACAUUUGAUGCAAAGCUGACGAGAGUGGACAUCGCUAACAACCUGAGAGAGCAGGUCCAGGACCUGUUCAACCGUAAAUACGGUGAAGCUUUGGGUAUCAAGUACCCGGUUCAGGUGCCGUAUAAACGGAUCAAAAGUAACCCAGGCUCGGUCAUCAUCGAGGGGCUCCCGCCCGGCAUUCCCUUCCGUAAACCCUGCACGUUCGGCUCCCAGAACCUGGAGAGGAUCCUCGCCGUGGCCGACAAGAUCAAAUUCACCAUAACCAGGCCUUUCCAAGGACUCAUCCCGAAACCCGCGCCAAGACGAAUAACAUCACUGGAAAAGGCAUACGCAGCUUUGCAGGAGGAUGAAGAGGCAAACCGGCUGGGAGAGAAAGUAAUCCUCAGGGAACAAGUGAAGGAAUUAUUCAAUGAAAAGUACGGAGAAGCUCUGGGACUGAACCGCCCUGUCCUUGUGCCCUACAAGUUGAUCCGAGAUAACCCAGAGGCGAUCGAGGUGACCGGGCUCCCAGACGAGAUCCUCUUCAGGAACCCAACUACGUACGAUCUCAGCAGAUUGGAGAAGAUCCUCAAAGCCAGAGACCGGAUCAGGAUGAUCAUCAAAAGUCAGUUGCAGCCCUUUGCGGAGAUUUGUAACGAGGCGUCGAAAUCAGCGUCCAAACAAGACACAGCCCACAGAAGGAAACGGAGAAGAGUGUCCGAGGGGAACAUUGUCCCGUCCUCCUCCGGCGUGGAACCGGGUGCCCCUCCCAACCCGGUCUCUCUUGUGCAAUGGCCAAUGUACCUGGUAGACUAUGGGGCAGUUAACAUGCAAAUCCAAGGUCCUGUAAACUACUAGCAAGCAUCAAUCACCCCGUCACCCGCCACCCCAACACACACACACACACACACGCACACAGUAACGAACCUGAUCGACGACGUGUUUGUAACUAUGUACCAUAACUGUAUAGUAUGAACUGUAACAUUUCCUUCGGAACCUGUCCUGGUUUUUACACUGUAUCGUGUGAUCAAGGCCUUUAAAUAAAUGUGCUGCCUUGCACUAAAA
Messenger RNA from Callorhinchus milii (elephant shark), 3348 nucleotides. RefSeq names its product GTF2I repeat domain containing 1 (gene gtf2ird1). Bases 118 to 3141 code for a protein of 1007 amino acids. The record is from RefSeq and is a predicted model, not a curated record. The transcript has 30 exons. Lineage: Eukaryota; Metazoa; Chordata; Chondrichthyes; Chimaeriformes; Callorhinchidae. Gene Ontology annotation, cellular component: nucleus. Gene Ontology annotation, molecular function: DNA-binding transcription factor activity.